UAUCCCGUCUCGGCAUCCACUCUCCAGCCGGCCGCCCGCCGCCUCCUCCGCGCCGUCCAGCCUCGCCCGCGCCGCCACCAUGAGCCAGGCCUACUCGUCCAGCCAGCGCACGUCCUCCUACAGCCGCACCUUCGGCGGGGCCUCGGGCUUCCGCCUCGGCUCCCCGCUGAGCUCGCCCGUGUUCCCGCGCGCGGGCUUCGGCUCCAAGGGCUCCUCGAGCUCGGUGACGUCCCGCGUGUACCAGGUGUCGCGCACGUCGGGCGGGGCCGGGGGCCUGGGGGCGCUGCGGACCAGCCGGCUGGGGGUGGGCCGCGCGCCCUCCUCCUAUGGCGCGGGCGAGCUGCUGGACUUCUCGCUGGCCGACGCCGUGAACCAGGAGUUCCUGACCACGCGCACCAACGAGAAGGUGGAGCUACAGGAGCUCAACGAUCGCUUCGCCAACUACAUCGAGAAGGUGCGCUUCUUGGAGCAGCAGAACGCCGCGCUCGCCGCCGAGGUCAACCGGCUCAAGGGCCGCGAGCCGACGCGGGUGGCCGAGAUCUACGAGGAGGAGCUGCGCGAGCUGCGGCGCCAGGUGGAGGUGCUCACCAACCAGCGCGCCCGCGUCGAGGUCGAGCGCGACAACCUGCUGGACGACCUGCAGCGGCUCAAGGCCAAGCUGCAAGAGGAGAUCCAGCUGAAGGAAGAAGCAGAGAACAAUCUGGCUGCCUUCCGAGCGGAUGUGGAUGCAGCCACCCUAGCUAGAAUUGACCUGGAGCGCAGGAUCGAAUCUCUCAACGAGGAAAUCGCGUUCCUUAAGAAAGUGCACGAAGAGGAGAUCCGAGAGCUACAGGCCCAACUUCAGGAACAGCAGGUCCAGGUGGAGAUGGACAUGUCCAAGCCAGACCUCACUGCCGCCCUGAGGGACAUCCGGGCUCAGUACGAGACCAUCGCGGCUAAGAACAUCUCGGAAGCCGAGGAGUGGUACAAGUCGAAGGUGUCCGACCUGACCCAGGCAGCCAACAAGAACAACGAUGCGCUGCGCCAGGCCAAGCAGGAGAUGAUGGAGUACCGACACCAGAUCCAGUCCUACACCUGUGAGAUCGACGCCCUCAAGGGCACUAACGAUUCCCUGAUGAGGCAGAUGCGGGAGCUGGAGGACCGCUUUGCUAGUGAGGCCAGCGGCUACCAGGACAACAUUGCACGCCUGGAGGAGGAGAUCCGACACCUCAAGGAUGAGAUGGCCCGCCACCUGCGCGAGUACCAGGACCUGCUCAAUGUCAAGAUGGCCCUGGACGUGGAGAUUGCCACCUACCGGAAGCUGCUGGAGGGCGAGGAGAGCCGGAUCAACCUCCCGAUCCAGACCUUCUCUGCCCUCAACUUCCGAGAAACAAGCCCUGAGCAGAGGGGUUCCGAGGUCCAUACCAAGAAGACAGUGAUGAUCAAGACCAUCGAGACCCGGGAUGGAGAGGUCGUCAGUGAGGCCACACAGCAGCAGCACGAGGUGCUUUAAAGCCAGAGACCCCUCUGCCACCAGAGACCGUCCUCGCCCCUGUCCUCACUGCCUCCUGAACCAGCCUCCUUUCAUCCCAGGGCACCGCACCCAGCCACAGUGUCCCCUCACAGCCUCUGACCCCUGCUCACCGACCCCCCCGCCGUGGUCCCCAAAGGGGACAUGGCCCGUCCCUGCCCGGGCACAGGCAGCCCCCAGCCGUGUGAGUCCUGAAUGUUGGAAAUGAGCAAGCUGGCUCGGCCACCCUCAGGGUGUGCUGGGCAGGGCUGGGAUGAAGCCAGCGCAGAGCAGUGACCCGCCCCUCCCAGCUCCGUGACCUCGGGCUCUAGCCUCUGGCUUUGGAGAGAGCCCCAGAGCAGGGUGUUGGGACCCAGCAGGGUCACGAUUGAGCCCCAUGGACCUCCCUACGCCCUACUCCCCAGCCAGGGUCAGAGAGAGAACGGGCAGCCUCCUCAGCAAGCGGGCAGGGAACUGGGGGACUAGCCCCCUGGGAAGACUGAGGGGCUUGAAACUGACACCAUGGUCCCUUACCUUCGCAGGGUGGGCUUAGAAAGCAGGGGCUGCAAGAGGGAACCCCCGAAGGUGCCAGAUGUGGGAGCAGGAGAUUCAGAAGGAGAGAGAGUGGGCGAGAUGCUGGAGAGGAGAGAGGCAGAGAGCGGUCUCAGGCAGGUGGGAGGGGUGCCCACCUCCCCGUGCCUGCCCCUCCCCCACUGCAGGGGCUCUGGACAGAAAUAAUAAAGAGAGAAGCA
Molecule: messenger RNA, 2241 nt
Organism: Diceros bicornis minor
Lineage: Eukaryota; Metazoa; Chordata; Mammalia; Perissodactyla; Rhinocerotidae
Gene: DES
Product: desmin
Exons: 9
Coding region: 80-1492 (470 amino acids)
Biological process (GO): skeletal muscle organ development
Cellular component (GO): sarcolemma; Z disc; intermediate filament
Source: RefSeq, a predicted model, not a curated record